UUAUAUAAUUUCAUUACAGUUUGAUCUGAAUGAUACGCACAAUGAGUUGAUGAUCCACUGGGCUGGUGAGAACAGCGACAUGAUUGUGGUUGUUACGCGAGACCAAAGGCCAAACUAUGAAUCAACCAGUAAUGCAUAUUUCUCAUGGGAUUACGGAAAAACUUUUAGUAGUGUUGGACAAUACAUGACGCUAUACAAUGGCAGCAGAGCCACCAUAGACCGCUUUUAUCAUAGCCCGGCUGACAAUCAGAGGUACAUUUUCACAGAUAUACUGCACAAUUUUGUGUUUAUUACUGAAGAUGGAGGCAGAUCGUUUCACAGACAUCAUUUGAAUUUUAGGCCGACAGACAUAACCAUGCAUGCUGAUGAUCCCAACUUAGUACUUGCUAUGGACAAAAAUGAUUAUCAGAAAAGACUUUGGAAAUCCCAGAAUUUUGGUCACGUAUGGACAGUGAUGCAGUCAAACGUGAAGAGUUACUGGUGGGGCGUGAAAGAUUUUGAUAAAAUUGAUACAAUAUAUGUGGAGCGUAUUGAGAGUAAUGGGGUCACAAAUGUCUUGAAGUCUGAAGAUUAUUUUGAUAACGACUUUUUAAUUGAAGUGAUCAUGGAGGGAGUUGAAGAUUUUGAGAUCAAAAAUAAUUACAUGUUUGCAACAAAGAAAAUCCCACAUGGCCUACAGAGUUUAUGUGCUUGUGAUUUAAAUUCUGAUGAUUUGGAGCUGUGGGUAUCUCAUGAGCGACAGCCAUUUUCAAAGGCCACAUUCCCAACAACAAAGUCACUUCUUAAUUUUUACAUAGCUGAUGCAUCCGAAGACCAGGUGUUUGUUUGCGUCAACCAUGAUAACUAUGCAACUAACUUGUAUAUAUCCGAGUUCCAAGGCACUAGAUACGCUUUGUCGCUAGAGAAUAUUGUUUAUUACAGUCCUGAAGGCCCAGGCAAAGAUUCCUGGUUACGAAAUUACGCAGAUGAAGACUUUGCAGAGAUUCACCCGGUAGCUGGACUUCGUGGCAUUUAUGUGUCCAAUGUUUUUGUCAAUCCAUCAAGAGGUUUCCGUGAAGCAAACAUGCAAUCAGUUAUUACCUUCGACAAAGGUGGAGAGUGGGGAAACCUGAGCUCACCAGUAGUCGACAGCCAGGGGAAAACGUAUGACUGUCCAAAGGGUACCUGUGACCUCCAUCUUGCUAUGAGGUAUACACAGACAUACCCAGGGGCUCGUAUCCAACCAAUCCUGUCAAAGAGUUCAGCUCCUGGUAUGAUCAUGGCGACAGGUAGUGUUGGUGAUACCUUGAACUCAUCCGAUAUCUUCAUUUCCUCAUCAGCGGGUGUAGACUGGCGUGAGGUUUUGAAAGGCUACCAUUUUUUCUCAUUUGGUGACCACGGUGGUGUUCUUGCAGCCGUGCCUCAAAAUCCUAAGACGAAUCAGUUCAAGUACUCGCUAAAUGAAGGUGAGACGUGGCAGGUGGACAGGUUUUCCGAGAAUAAAAUAACCGUGUACGGAAUGGUAACAGAGCCAGGGGAAAAAACGGCAGUCUUCACAGUGUUUGGUUCACAACAGUCUUUUCAUAGCUGGUUGAUUGUUCAAGUCAAUGUGACUAAGAAGAUGGGACCCUUUUGUGAAAAGGAAGACUACAAGGAGUGGACCCCAGGAGACGAGUUUGAAGACGGCCAUUGUUUGCUCGGCAGGAAGACUACGUAUAAGAGACGGUUGACACAUGCGCAUUGUUAUAAUGGCAUGAACUAUGAUCGGCCAAUUUCAACGCAGAAUUGCUCAUGUACAAGAGAUGACUAUGAAUGUGAUGCCGGUUAUAAGGAGCAUGAAUAUUGGGAUGGCCAUAGCUACUGUGAGCUGGACCCUACUAGUGGAAUAGACCCAAAUGGAGUACCAACACCUUGUCCAGAGGGCACUACAUAUUACAGGACUAGAGGAUAUCGCCGUGUAGAGGGGGAUACCUGUAGCGGUGGUGAAAAUUAUCAGUAUGAUCCCAUUCCAAGUUUAUGUCCUGUAGCAGAAAAACAAGAGUUCCUUUUGUAUGCAAUGCGUUCAUCCAUCAAUCGAUAUAUAUUCAGUAGUGGACAGGAUGAGGUCAUUAUUAGUAACCUCCAGAAUGCCAUUGCCGUGGAUUUUGAUUAUGAGGACAACUGUGUAUUCUGGGCUGAUAUAGCUUUGGAUCAGAUUAUGAUGAACAUUGAACAAAAAUACUAUGCGUUACAUACUCUGGAAAAACAAGAGUUCCUUUUGUAUGCAAUGCGUUCAUCCAUCAAUCGAUAUAUAUUCAGUAGUGGACAAGAUGAGGUCAUUAUUAGUAACCUCCAGAAUGCCAUUGCCGUGGAUUUUGAUUAUGAUGACAACUGUGUAUUCUGGGCUGAUAUAGCUUUGGAUCAGAUUAUGAAACUUUGUUUUGAUACUGGUGAAAAACAAGUGCUAGUAGAGUCCAACUUAGAUACAGUGGAAGGUCUUGCAUAUGAUUGGAUCGGUGAAAAUCUCUACUUCAUGGAUUCGGGGACAAAAGCAGUGGAAGUGUGCCGCAAAGAUGGGUCUUUCCGUCGAGUGCUGUUCACUAAUACUGAUCAGCCAAGAGGAAUUGUAUUGGACCCAAAUCGUGGUGUGAUGUACUGGACAGAUUGGGGACAGGCUCCCAAAAUCCUUAUGGGAGACAUGGAUGGAAAAAAUCAGAUUGUGAUUGUCUCCACCUACAUCCAUUGGCCCAAUGGCAUUGCUAUAGAUGACAGUACAAGCAGACUAUACUGGACAGAUGCAUAUUUUGAUCGUAUCGAGACUGCUGACCUGAAUGGCCAACACCGUCAGGUUCUCUUGGAGGAGAACAUUCCUCAUCCGUAUGCAAUAGGUGUUUUUAAGGACAAGAUUUAUUGGGAUGACUGGUCAGACCAAGCAAUCAUGUCUGCCCGAAAGACAGAUGGGCAGGAAAGAAGUACAUUGCUUUCAGAUAAAAGUGGAAUUAUGGACUUGAAAAUACUUGCUAAGACAUCACAACAAGGGACCAAUCCUUGCAAGAUUAACAACGGGGGUUGUAGUCAGCUGUGCUUGCCUCGACCAGCUACUACAGCUGAAGAUAAUGGCGUCAGCAGGUCAUGUUUGUGUGCAGAUGGCUUCAAUAAAACAGUGGAUGGACGGAAUGAGCAUUGUUCCUGUGGUGGUGCAAAUGAACGUAUGUUGAGUAAUGGAACUUGCAUAGCAGACCAUCGCGGGACAUGCAAUCCUGACCAGUUCUACUGUGGUAAUGGCCGUUGCAUUCCGUCGAUAUGGAUUUGUGAUCAUGAUAAUGAUUGCGGAGAUAUGACAGAUGAAAAUCAUUGUUCUUACAAUGCCUGUCAUUCAGACGAGUUCACCUGUGUGAGUGAUGGCACAUGCAUUCCAAUACGAUGGAUGUGCGACUUUGACAAUGAUUGCAUUGAUGGCAGUGAUGAAAAUGAUCCUAGUUGUAUUAUAUCAAGUUGUGAUGAAAAUCAGUUCUCAUGUGCAAAUGGCAACUGUAUUCCACAAUCAUGGGAGUGUGAUAGUGAUAAUGAUUGUCAAGACUACUCGGAUGAAGUCAACUGCACAUAUGCACCACCCACCACAAUGUAUCCAGGAAGCUGCAGUACUUAUGAGUUCCAGUGCGAUAAUGGUCGGUGUAUUCCAAAGAGGUGGGAAUGUGAUGGCGAUAACGACUGCUCUGACAACUCCGAUGAAAUGUUUUGUAACUCAACAAUUACACCAACAUGCGAAAGCUGGCAGUUCACAUGCGCCAACGGACAGUGUAUUUACCGGUCAUGGCACUGCGAUGGUAUGGAAGAUUGUUACGAUGGCAGUGAUGAGGAUGGAUGUCCUACCUAUGAAAUAACAACUUACAGCCCACCUGAUUACGGUACUUGUUCUGGCUUCCAAUUUUCCUGUAAUAAUGGCCACUGCAUACCGUACUAUUGGAAGUGUGACGGCGUGGAUGACUGCGGUGAUUAUUCAGACGAAUAUGAUUGUUCUACUUCGUUCCCAUGGACAACCGGUGAUUAUUGGUGCACUGGCAAUGAAUUCAGAUGCAGUGAUGGACGUUGUAUCUCUUGGUAUUGGAAAUGUGACGGUGACAAUGACUGCGGUGACAUGUCGGAUGAAAGAAAUUGUUAUGCUACCUAUGAAAUAACAACUUACAGCCCACCUGAUUACGGUACUUGUUCUGGCUUCCAAUUUUCCUGUAAUAAUGAUCACUGCAUACCGUACUAUUGGAAGUGUGACGGCGUGGAUGACUGCGGUGAUUAUUCAGACGAAUAUGAUUGUUCUACUUCGUUCCCAUGGACAACCGGUGAUUAUUGGUGCACUGGCAAUGAAUUCAGAUGCAGUGAUGGACGUUGUAUCUCUUGGUAUUGGAAAUGUGACGGUGACAAUGACUGCGGUGACAUGUCGGAUGAAAGAAAUUGUUAUGACACCACUGUAGAACCAACUACUGCGGCUUACAACUGUGGUUGGUUGCAGACUUGGUGUGGACCUGCAGCAUCUGUACGCUGUGUUUGGAAUUGGUGGAUCUGUGAUGGAAAGGAUGAUUGCGGAAAUAACUUUGAUGAACAAGAUUGCAGAUUUGAUACAACAACCUAUUCUCCUCCCUGGUGGUAUACAACGGCUCAAAGAAGAUGUACUAAUUAUGAAUUCACGUGCACUAAUGGAGAGUGUAUUCGGUAUGAUUGGAAAUGCGACGGAUACAAUGAUUGCAUAGACGCCAGUGAUGAGUAUGACUGUCCUACACCAGCAUCUAGUUAUACAACUGCACCUACACCUUGCCCAUACUUCCAAUGUUAUGAUGGGGAGAUGUGCCUGCAAUGGACCCAGAAAUGUGACCACAUCCACAACUGUGCAGACGGCUCUGAUGAGUUGAAUUGCGAUUUUAACUAUACUGUGGGAAACUUCAGGGUAAUACCAAUGUCUAAAGGUAGUGUUCGAUUGAUUUGGCUACAGCCCAAUCCUGCACCUGAUUCAUAUAGCUACCAAUUGCAAAAGAGGGAAUCCUCAAUGCCUACAUGGCCUAACGCUGGAACGAUCAAUGUAGAUUAUUCUACAACAUUUUACGACUGGAAUAAUCUGAAACCUUACACAGAGUAUGUGUUCAGUGUCGCAGUUGUCGGUUUACAGAUUUACUCGCCAGCUAUUUCCGAUCCUGUUCGCACUUUAGAAGAUGUGCCUGGUGUGCCACGGAAUUUUAAUGUAUCAAACUACACACCAGAUGAUUUUGGGCGAGCAUCAGUGAAGCUCAUGUGGUCUGCACCUGAGAAUCCUAAUGGAGUUCUGUUGAAUUAUCAGAUCCAGUACAAUACAGAUGGUUGGUAUGAUAACACUUUUAAAACUGUUCCUGGUUCUGCAGUGGACGCUGUAGUGGAUGGACUAGAAUACUGGACAGAAUAUAAUUUUAAGAUUCGCGCACAGACUAAUGCUGGAUUUGGUGCAUUUGUUUCUGCUUCCAUAAAAACAUCAAAUGACACGCAUCACAUUAUCCAAACACCACCGACAGAUUUUAGGGCAGCCAGUCCUGGAAAAUAUGACAUUCACUUGCUAUGGACGCCUCCUGACACAACUGCUAAAGUCGAAAACUACGUUUUGAGCAUGUCUUCUAGUCUAUGGGAAGGAGAACAGAUUUAUCAUGAUGAUAGUGGGCCCAUCAAAAAUACAGAAAUUACUGUGCGCAAACUUUGCCCUGGAACUCAAUACGUAUUCCAAGUUGCUGCAAAUAACUCUUAUAGACAAGGACCCUUCAGUCAACAUAUUUCCAAUAAAACAAAAGGAAAAUUUCCAGAUCCUCCAACAAACUUACAGGGUAAAGUAUUGAGUGCAACAGAGGUAAAUCUUCACUGGAAACCACCAAAUGGAACUAGAGACUUGGUGUAUAAGAUUUUUUGGUCUGACAGUGCAAAGGAUCUGGAGAAAACGUGGUCAGCAAACCAAGUAACAAAAAGUACGGACUACAAUGUCACUAAUUUAUCAUCUGGAGUCAAGUAUUAUUUUGCAGUCAGUGUACAGGAUCAGAACUGUAAAUACACACAAAAAUCAAACGUCAUACUACUGCAAACAAACUUUGACUACACUCUUCCACCUCGCUCCCUGGAACCCAAAGGUAGUACUUUCUUUAACAUCACUCUACAUUGGAAAGCACCGAGGGAUGAAGUACCUGUCGCAUUGGUUUACGAUGUGCAAUACCAAGUGAAAUUCCCAAACCAGUCAAAGGGUGAACUUCAGCAUGUCUGGACUAAACCAAUUGGCAACAAUUCUAUUUGUUACAAUUUAACAGACCUGAUUCCUUCAGCCGAGUAUUUGAUCGAUGUAUCGUUGAAUACCUCACAAGCCAAGAGAACAGACACAAAAAGUGGUUUCACAGAAUCUCCUGAACCACCAGAUAUCAAGGUUGAAAUUUUAGAUGAAGGUGUUUUGGUCAGAUGGACGAAGUCACCAAAUUCCUUCUAUAAAGAGCUUUCUGUGGAUGAGAGCUAUUCGUUGUUCAGGACAAUUUCUAAAGAUGAUGAUGGAAUUUGUAUUUUGAAUACCACUGACCGUUUCUACCUUGAUAGAAAAGUGAAUGCAAACACAACUUACUUUUACUACAUUAGGACCGGAUACUAUAAAGGCUUUUACGGCAAGCGAUCAAAUACGGAACAGGUAGUAAGCCGUGGUAAUGGAGCUGUGGUGCCUCCAGCUCCCCAUACUGAUAAUAACAAUAAGGUUGUAUUUGAAACCGUCGUUCCUAUCGUAGUCAUUCUCAUCCUGGUUCUUUGUGUCACCCUUGGCUACUUCGUAAUCCGACAUCAACGCCUUCAGCGCAGUUUCAUGUCAUUUGCCAAUAGUCACUACGAUCCAGCUACUGGAGUUGCAACCUUCUCAGGCCCAGAUGGCGAUGAACUUGGAGAAGACGAGGACUCGCCAAUGAUCCGUGGGUUUUCAGAUGACGAGCCGUUGAUUGUUGCCUAGCAACUUGAUUUAAACAUCAUUUAUUGUUCAAGAUUUUGUUAUAUAUGAGUUAAAAUUAUAUUAUACUUACGUACCCAGAUCAUCUUUGUUUUUGAUUAUUUUCAUUGAGCAUAUUUGUAGAUGCAAUAGCGCAAGCAUUUGAUUUUACAGAUUUAAGGAACUCCGCUUUAUUAUUUGGACAGAGAUCAUCACAUAAUUUUGAAGUGUGGAUUUAGUCAUACGUGAAUAUCUACCAGAUUUUGAGCUAAUGUACCAAAUGAAAUUGGUUAUAUAGUGAUAAUAAAGUUAUAUAAACUCAGAAUAUAAAAAUAGCGCCAUACUUUUAUCAUUCCGUAGUACUGUAUUUUUUAUACAGGACUUAAUUUUUAGUGCAAGAAGACAGUGUAAAGCUCAUUAUUUCAAGAAGCAUAAUUGUGAGAAGAUUGAGAGGUUUAAUUUGAAUUUUAAUGAACAUUUUUCUAUAUUCAAAAGCUUCUGCGAUAGUACUUACUAGUCGUGGGGUAAUAUCAUGUUUAAAUAAUAUUCCGAUUAAUUUCAACUAUCUUUAGAUUUUAUUGGGGUCAAUUUUGUUUCAUUUUGUCGGUUCCUUUUUAUAUUUUCAUACUUUUAAAAUUCACAUAAAAUGGUAGGAUUAAAGGUAGUUAAUGCUUUUUAAUCAUCUCCCUCCAAGUUAUUCUGUUUUUCAUAUGUGUGGAAUGGGUUAUGUUUGAUUUUCAAGAAUGAUAUUGGCAUGGUAAUAAAUAUCUGGCACUUUCUGGCACCAUUUCUUCAUCAUCUGUCUUAGAUUUUUUUUUUUCCCCUGGCCAUUUGGAUAUUAGUAUGUAAAUACAGGAAAGAUAAAUGAGAGAUAACGGUUGGUAAAAGUUUGGGUGGUAGUUUCAUGCAGCUGUAAUAAUGGAAGGAACAUGUUUUCCAGUUUAUCUCCAGUAACAUUUUUUAAAGAAAUUAUAAGAUGUCUAUAAAACUAUACUUGUUAUGAACAUAUUUUUGUCAUUAUAUAUUAAGACUAAAAUACACAUUUUAUCUUUGUGAAACAUUAUUAUUAUUAUAUUAUGCUUAUGUAAUCUUUUUCAACACUAUUAUUUGGUCUUUAAUCAUAUUUUUAUUUUCUCAUCUUUUGAUCAUGUUUUUUUGUUUUAUAUCUGCAUUUUUACCACAUGAUAUUUGUAAGAUGGAUUUACAUUACAUAUAUGUAUGUAUAUAUUUUCUCUAUCUGUUUAAAAAAUUAAAUUGAUUUAAAGUUUUGUUUCAUCAUCAAAGAGCAUCAAAAUGCUGUUAUUUCAAAAAAUUCAUAUAUUAAUUCUUGUCACCAUACAAUGGCUAUCUAAUUCAAAAAUUCAAUCACUCAGAUUUUGUUGUUUGUAGGUACAUCUUAUACCACGUGAUUUUCAUCAUGUGAUUAUCAUGUAAUUAACAUGUGAAUAUUUCUAAUUAUUUGUAAAAUAAGAUUAUUUUGAUACUGAUUCAAUGAAGAUACAAAUCUGAGUUGUGGUGUUUCCAGGAUAUGUAAUGUUUUAUGAAUGAAUGCACUACCUUGAGAAUAUAGUUGUGAACUUUUUAUGCAGUAUUGUCAGUUUAAAAUUUACUCUUAUAGGCUUUCUAACCAUAAAUUACGAAUGAUGUGAGGCAAUGUUUAAUAAAAUGCUUGGCCAGAAGGUUAAAUUUUAAUGCAUAUUUAUUAGUUAGCUUAACACUACAAUAUGGUUUUUUUAGGGACAGUUGUUGAUUUGUUUAAAGCAUAAAAAUAUGAACAUAUAUGAACAUUGACCAAUACGUGGAACUUAAUCUAUGUUGCUUCAAGACUCCAUAGCACUACUUUAUUUACUGAAGUAAAAUGUUUUGAUUCAACUUAAAUUCACAAAUUAUUCUACCCCAUUCACUAUAGUGUACUCAGUUAAAUAAACGUUUUGACUACUAAA
Molecule: messenger RNA, 8859 nt
Organism: Anneissia japonica
Lineage: Eukaryota; Metazoa; Echinodermata; Crinoidea; Comatulida; Comatulidae
Product: sortilin-related receptor-like
Exons: 49
Coding region: 50-6940 (2296 amino acids)
Biological process (GO): post-Golgi vesicle-mediated transport
Cellular component (GO): Golgi apparatus; membrane
Molecular function (GO): protein binding
Source: RefSeq, a predicted model, not a curated record